CCACCUCAAUCGCCAUCCAAAUCCCGUCUUCAAUCUCCCUCCAAAUCCAAACCCAGAGUCCCCUCACAACAGAUUCGUCAGAGUCUAGACGCCUUCUGGGAUGCAGACCGAGUCAACGACUGGAACGAUCAGUACUCUCCGCACAAGGUCCUCAAGUCGCCCCGGAAGCUCAAAUUCACGGUAGAUGAGCGCUCGGUGUCGCCCUUUGGAUCUCCGAGGAAACUGCAAAGUCCUGCAAAAGACGCCGUCCGUGCAGAGCGAGAGGCCAAGAAAGCCUUCGAAGCGAGAAAACAUCGUCUGGCAGAAGAUUUCUUAGCAGAACUCGACCGCGUCGUGGCAGACGGCGAAAUCCAACGCCUCGCCAGCACCACCGGCGGCGUGAAAUUCAUCUGGAGCAAAACGCUCAACACCACCGCCGGCCGUGCAAACUGGCGCAAAGAAACCACCAAAACCACUAGCCCGGACGGCAGCAUCCACGCAACAUACAAACACUUCGCCUCCAUCGAACUCGCCGAGAAGGUGAUCAACGACGCGCACCGCCUGCUCAACGUCAUCGCCCACGAAUUCUGCCACCUGUGCAACUUCAUGCUCUCCGGCAUCAAAGACCAGCCGCACGGCCGACAAUUCCAACUGUGGGGCGCGAAGUGCACUCGUGCGUUUGCGGAGCGCGGCGUCCGCGUCACCACUAAACACUCGUACCAGAUUGACUAUCGGUAUGUAUGGCAGUGCAGCAAUGAAGAGUGCGGGGCGGAGUUCAAGCGGCAUUCGAAGAGUAUUGAUCCCGCGCGGCAAAGCUGUGGG
Neohortaea acidophila is the source of this 801-nucleotide messenger RNA. Its product is annotated as SprT-like family-domain-containing protein. The annotation marks the transcript as partial. The record is from RefSeq and is a predicted model, not a curated record. The transcript has a single exon. Gene Ontology annotation, cellular component: nucleus. Lineage: Eukaryota; Fungi; Ascomycota; Dothideomycetes; Mycosphaerellales; Teratosphaeriaceae.